Molecule: messenger RNA, 675 nt
Organism: Colletotrichum spaethianum
Lineage: Eukaryota; Fungi; Ascomycota; Sordariomycetes; Glomerellales; Glomerellaceae
Product: putative UTP--glucose-1-phosphate uridylyltransferase
Exons: 2
Coding region: 1-675 (224 amino acids)
Cellular component (GO): cytoplasm
Source: RefSeq, a predicted model, not a curated record
AUGGAGCAACAAGUAACAAGGCUCGUAGAAAAGGCGUGGGACAAGUUCCAAAAGACACAGGCCGACCAGCGCCUCCUAACAACCCGACUCAACGCCCGCGCCGCAACACUUGACCCUUCCGACCCCUCCCGCGGGGCGCAUCCUCCGGCGGCGUUUGUCCCUAUGGAUGGCUACCACCUCACUCGGGCCCAGCUCUCCGCCAUGCCCGACCCAGAUACCGCCCACGCCCGUCGCGGCGCAGCCUUUACCUUCGAUGGCCCCUCCUUCCACAAGCUUGUAGUCUCCCUUCGCGAGCCUCUGCGCGCCGACUCCUCUCCGAUAUACGCCCCGAGCUUCGACCAUGCCGUCAAGGACCCCAAGGCCGACGACAUCGCCAUCCAACCCUACCACCGCAUCGUAGUCUUCGAGGGCAAUUACCUCGCCCUCGACAAGACUCCAUGGAGCGACGCCGCGAAGCUCAUGGACGAGCUCUGGUUCGUAGACGUCGACUUCGAGGUGGCGCGGAAACGCUUGAUUGGCAGACACAUCAAGGCCGGUAUUGCCAAGGACGAGGCAGAGGCGGAUAAGAGAGCAAGGGAGAACGACCUCGUCAAUGGGAAGGAGAUUGUCGACUUCCGCUUGAAAGUCGACGAGGUGAUUGUUAGUCAAGAAGACGACAAGUGGGUUCACGAGUGA